AUCAAGCUGUUCGCUCGCUGUUCGACCCAACAGGAUCUACUUAAAGGAGAAAACGGGCGUGCACUUCUGUUACAAUGAGACUCCUUAUACUUUGCUUACUAGUCGCCACUGGCGCAGCGUUCACUUUGUUUGGGCCACAUAUACGCAUUGCUCCCGGGUACAAAGCGAAUGAGAUCAUAUUGCAUUUUCGCAAUCCAUGCAACAACAAGACGACCUACACUACUUUAAGGCCACCGCCAACGAAAUGCAAAUACCAUCCCACCACGCCAAAUUGUGAACAUCACGUUACUAGUCCCGAUUACUAUUCUUCAAAAGCCACCACAGCCAAACCGACCUAUCAAACCACUCUCAGCACCUUAACAGAAGAAACCGCUGAAACAACUGCUAAAACAACCAGCAUAAGCACCCAGAAGCCUUCGACUGCCAAGCCAACUAUCGGAAGCACAUCAACAGCUCAGCCGGGCACCCAGAAGACUUCGACUGCAAAGCCAACAGUUGGAAGCACAACUGCAGCUCAGCCAAGCACCCAGAAGCCUUCGACUGCAAAGCCAACAGUUGGAAGUACCUCAACAGCUCAGCCGGGCACCCAGAAGCCUUCGACUGCCAUACCAACUAUCGGAAGCACAACUGCAGCUCAGCCAAGCACCCAGAAGCCUUCGACUGCCAAGCCAACUAUCGGAAGUACCUCAACAGCUCAGCCAAGCACCCAGAAGCCUUCGACUGCCAAGCCAACAGUUGGAAGCACAACUACAGCUCAGCCAACUACCCAGAAGCCGUCGACUGCCAAGCCAACUAUCGGAAGUACCUCAACAGCUCAGCCUAGCACCCAGAAGCCCUCGACUGCCAAGCCGACAGUUGGAAGUACCUCAACAGCUCAGCCUAGCACCCAGAAGCCUUCGACUGCCAAGCCAACAGUUGGAAGCACAACUACAGCUCAGCCUAGCACCCAGAAGCCUUCGACUGCCAAGCCGACAGUUGGAAGUACCUCAACAGUUCAGCCUAGCACCCAGAAGCCUUCGACUGCCAAGCCAACUAUCGGAAGUACCUCAACAGCUCAGCCUAGCACCCAGAAGCCUUCGACUGCCAAGCCAACAGUUGGAAGCACAACUACAGCUCAGCCUAGCACCCAGAAGCCUUCGACUGCCAAGCCGACAGUUGGAAGUACCUCAACAGUUCAGCCUAGCACCCAGAAGCCUUCGACUGCCAAGCCAACUAUCGGAAGUACCUCAACAGCUCAGCCUAGCACCCAGAAGCCUUCGACUGCCAAGCCAACAGUUGGAAGCACAACUACAGCUCAGCCUAGCACCCAGAAGCCUUCGACUGCCAAGCCGACAGUUGGAAGCACAUCAACAGCUCAGCCUAGCACCCAGAAGCCCUCGACUGCCAAGCCGACAGUUGGAAGUACCUCAACAGCUCAGCCUAGCACCCAGAAGCCUUCGACUGCCAAGCCAACUAUCGGAAGUACCUCAACAGCUCAGCCGAGCACCCAGAAGCCUUCGACUGCAAAGCCGACUGUUGGAAGCACAACUGUAGCUCAGCCAAGCACCCAGAAGCCUUCGACUGCCAAGCCGACAGUUGGAAGUACCUCAACAGCUCAGCCUAGCACCCAGAAGCCUUCGACUGCCAAGCCAACAGUUGGAAGCACAACUGUAGCUCAGCCAAGCACCCAGAAGCCUUCGACUGCCAAGCCGACAGUUGGAAGUACCUCAACAGUUCAGCCUAGCACCCAGAAGCCUUCGACUGCCAAGCCAACUAUCGGAAGUACCUCAACAGUUCAGCCUAGCACCCAGAAGCCUUCGACUGCCAAGCCAACUAUCGGAAGUACCUCAACAGCUCAGCCUAGCACCCAGAAGCCUUCGACUGCCAAGCCAACAGUUGGAAGCACAACUACAGCUCAGCCUAGCACCCAGAAGCCUUCGACUGCCAAGCCGACAGUUGGAAGUACCUCAACAGCUCAGCCUAGCACCCAGAAGCCUUCGACUGCCAAGCCAACUAUCGGAAGUACCUCAACAGCUCAGCCUAGCACCCAGAAGCCUUCGACUGCCAAGCCAACAGUUGGAAGCACAACUACAGCUCAGCCAAGCACCCAGAAGCCUUCGACUGCCAAGUCGACUGCCAAGCCAACUAUCGGAAGUACCUCAACAGCUCAGCCUAGCACCCAGAAGCCUUCGACUGCCAAGCCAACUAUCGAAAGUACCUCAACAGCUCAGCCGAGUACCCAGAAGCCUUCGACUGCCAAGCCAACUAUCGGAAGUACCUCAACAGCUCAGCCGAGCACCCAGAAGCCUUCGACUGCCAAGCCAACUAUCGGAAGUACCUCAACAGCUCAGCCUAGCACCCAGAAGCCUUCGACUGCCAAGCCAACAGUUGGAAGCACAACUACAGCUCAGCCUAGCACCCAGAAGCCCUCGACUGCCAAGCCAACUAUCGGAAGUACCUCAACAGCUCAGCCUAGCACCCAGAAGCCAUCGACUGCAAAGCCAACUAUCGGAAGCACCUCAACAGCUCAGCCUAGCACCCAGAAGCCCUCGACUGCCAAGCCAACUAUCGGAAGUACCUCAACAGCUCAGCCUAGCACCCAGAAGCCUUCGACUGCCAAGCCGACAGUUGGAAGUACCUCAACAGCUCAGCCUAGCACCCAGAAGCCUUCGACUGCCAAGCCAACAGUUGGAAGCACAACUACAGCUCAGCCAAGCACCCAGAAGCCGUCGACUGCCAAGCCGACAGUUGGAAGUACCUCAACAGCUCAGCCUAGCACCCAGAAGCCUUCGACUGCCAAGCCGACAGUUGGAAGUACCUCAACAGCUCAGCCUAGCACCCAGAAGCCAUCGACUGCAAAGCCAACAGUUGGAAGCACAUCAACAGCUCAGCCUAGCACCCAGAAGCCUUCGACUGCAAAGCCGACUGUUGGAAGCACAACUGUAGCUCAGCCAAGCAGCCAGAAGCCUUCGACUGCCAAGCCGACAGUUGGAAGUACCUCAACAGCUCAGCCAAGCACCCAGAAGCCGUCGACUGCCAAGCCGACAGUUGGAAGUACCUCAACAGCUCAGCCUAGCACCCAGAAGCCUUCGACUGCCAAGCCGACAGUUGGAAGUACCUCAACAGCUCAGCCUAGCACCCAGAAGCCUUCGACUGCCAAGCCAACAGUUGGAAGCACAACUACAGCUCAGCCAAGCACCCAGAAGCCGUCGACUGCCAAGGGAAGCACAACUACAGCUCAGCCGAGCACCCAGAAGCCUUCGACUGCCAAGCCAACAGUUGGAAGCACAUCAACAGCUCAGCCUAGCACCCAGAAGCCUUCGACUGCAAAGCCGACUGUUGGAAGCACAACUGUAGCUCAGCCAAGCAGCCAGAAGCCUUCGACUGCCAAGCCGACAGUUGGAAGUACCUCAACAGCUCAGCCUAGCACCCAGAAGCCUUCGACUGCCAAGCCGACAGUUGGAAGUACCUCAACAGCUCAGCCUAGCACCCAGAAGCCUUCGACUGCCAAGCCAACUAUCGGAAGCACAACUACAGCUCAGCCAAGCACCAAGAAGCCUUCGACUGCCAAGCCAACAGUUGGAAGCACAACUACAGCUCAGCCUAGCACCCAGAAGCCUUCGACUCAGAAGCCCUCGACUGCCAAGCCGACAGUUGGAAGUACCUCAACAGCUCAGCCUAGCACCCAGAAGCCUUCGACUGCCCAGCCAACUAUCGGAAGUACCUCAACAGCUCAGCCAAGCACCCAGAAGCCCUCGACUGCCAAGCCAACAGUUGGAAGCACAUCAACAGCUCAGCCUAGCACCCAGAAGCCUUCGACUGCCAAGCCAACAGUUGGAAGCACAACUACAGCUCAGCCUAGCACCCAGAAGCCUUCGACUGCCAAGCCGACAGUUGGAAGUACCUCAACAGUUCAGCCUAGCACCCAGAAGCCUUCGACUGCCAAGCCAACUAUCGGAAGUACCUCAACAGCUCAGCCUAGCACCCAGAAGCCUUCGACUGCCAAGCCAACAGUUGGAAGCACAACUACAGCUCAGCCUAGCACCCAGAAGCCUUCGACUGCCAAGCCGACAGUUGGAAGUACCUCAACAGUUCAGCCUAGCACCCAGAAGCCUUCGACUGCCAAGCCGACAGUUGGAAGUACCUCAACAGCUCAGCCUAGCACCCAGAAGACUUCGACUGCAAAGCCGACAGUUGGAAGUACCUCAACAGCUCAGCCUAGCACCCAGAAGCCUUCGACUGCCAAGCCAACUAUCGGAAGUACCUCAACAGCUCAGCCGAGCACCCAGAAGCCUUCGACUGCAAAGCCGACAGUUGGAAGUACCUCAACAGCUCAGCCUAGCACCCAGAAGCCUUCGACUGCCAAGCCAACUAUCGGAAGUACCUCAACAGCUCAGCCUAGCACCCAGAAGCCUUCGACUGCCAAGCCGACAGUUGGAAGUACCUCAACAGCUCAGCCGAGCACCCAGAAGCCUUCGACUGCAAAGCCGACAGUUGGAAGUACCUCAACAGCUCAGCCUAGCACCCAGAAGCCUUCGACUGCCAAGCCAACUAUCGGAAGUACCUCAACAGCUCAGCCUAGCACCCAGAAGCCUUCGACUGCCAAGCCAACAGUUGGAAGCACAACUACAGCUCAGCCAAGCACCCAGAAGCCUUCGACUGUAAAGCCAACUAUCGGAAGUACCUCAACAGCUCAGCCUAGCACCCAGAAGCCUUCGACUGCCAAGCCAACAGUUGGAAGCACAACUACAGCUCAGCCAAGCACCCAGAAGCCUUCGACUGCCAAGCCAACAGUUGGAAGCACAACUACAGCUCAGCCAAGCACCCAGAAGCCCUCGACUGCCAAGCCAACUAUCGGAAGUACCUCAACAGCUCAGCCUAGCACCCAGAAGCCUUCGACUGCCAAGCCAACAGUUGGAAGCACAACUACAGCUCAGCCGAGCACCCAGAAGCCUUCGACUGCCAAGCCAACUAUCGGAAGUACCUCAACAGCUCAGCCUAGCACCCAGAAGCCUUCGACUGCCAAGCCAACUAUCGGAAGUACCUCAACAGCUCAGCCGAGCACCCAGAAGCCUUCGACUGCCAAGCCAACUAUCGGAAGUACCUCAACAGCUCAGCCUAGCACCCAGAAGCCUUCGACUGCCAAGCCAACUAUCGGAAGUACCUCAACAGCUCAGCCUAGCACCCAGAAGCCUUCGACUGCCAAGCCAACUAUCGGAAGUACCUCAACAGCUCAGCCUAGCACCCAGAAGCCUUCGACUGCCAAGCCAACAGUUGGAAGCACAACUACAGCUCAGCCGAGCACCCAGAAGCCUUCGACUGCCAAGCCAACAGUUGGAAGCACAACUACAGCUCAGCCGAGCACCCAGAAGCCGUCGACUGCCAAGCCGACAGUUGGAAGUACCUCAACAGCUCAGCCUAGCACCCAGAAGCCUUCGACUGCCAAGCCAACUAUCGGAAGUACCUCAACAGCUCAGCCGAGCACCCAGAAGCCUUCGACUGCAAAGCCGACAGUUGGAAGUACCUCAACAGCUCAGCCUAGCACCCAGAAGCCUUCGACUGCCAAGCCAACUAUCGGAAGUACCUCAACAGCUCAGCCUAGCACCCAGAAGCCUUCGACUGCCAAGCCGACAGUUGGAAGUACCUCAACUGCUCAGCCUAGCACCCAGAAGCCUUCGACUGCCAAGCCGACAGUUGGAAGUACCUCAACAGCUCAGCCUAGCACCCAGAAGCCUUCGACUGCCAAGCCAACAGUUGGAAGCACAACUACAGCUCAGCCGAGCACCCAGAAGCCUUCGACUGCCAAGCCAACAGUUGGAAGCACAACUACAGCUCAGCCGAGCACCCAGAAGCCUUCGACUGCCAAGCCAACUAUCGGCAGUUCCUCAACAGCUCAGCCUAGCACCCAGAAGCCUUCGACUGCCAAGUCGACUGCCAAGCCAACAGUUGGAAGCACAACUACAGCUCAGCCGAGCACCCAGAAGCCUUCGACUGCCAAGCCAACAGUUGGAAGCACAACUGUAGCUCAGCCGAGCACCCAGAAGCCUUCGACUGCCAAGCCAACUAUCGGAAGUACCUCAACAGCUCAGCCGAGCACCCAGAAGCCUUCGACUGCCAAGCCGACAGUUGGAAGUACCUCAACAGCUCAGCCAAGCACCCAGAAGCCUUCGACUGCCAAGCCAACUAUCGGAAGUACCUCAACAGCUCAGCCGAGCACCCAGAAGCCUUCGACUGCAAAGCCGACAGUUGGAAGCACAACUACAGCUCAGCCAAGCACCCAGAAGCCUUCGACUGCCAAGCCAACUAUCGGAAGUACCUCAACAGCUCAGCCUAGCACCCAGAAGCCUUCGACUGCCAAGCCGACAGUUGGAAGUACCUCAACAGCUCAGCCAAGCACCCAGAAGCCUUCGACUGCCAAGCCAACUAUCGGAAGUACCUCAACAGCUCAGCCUAGCACCCAGAAGCCUUCGACUGCCAAGUCGACUGCCAAGCCAACAGUUGGAAGCACAACUACAGCUCAGCCUAGCACCCAGAAGCCUUCGACUGCCAAGUCGACUGCCAAGCCGACAGUUGGAAGCACAACUACAGCUCAGCCAAGCACCCAGAAGCCUUCGACUGCCAAGCCGACAGUUGGAAGUACCUCAACAGCUCAGCCAAGCACCCAGAAGCCUUCGACUGCCAAGCCAACAGUUGGAAGCACAACUACAGCUCAGCCGAGCACCCAGAAGCCUUCGACUGCCAAGCCAACUAUCGGAAGUACCUCAACAGCUCAGCCUAGCACCCAGAAGCCUUCGACUGCCAAGCCGACAGUUGGAAGUACCUCAACUGCUCAGCCUAGCACCCAGAAGCCUUCGACUGCCAAGCCAACUAUCGGAAGUACCUCAACAGCUCAGCCUAGCACCCAGAAGCCAUCGACUGCAAAGCCAACUAUCGGAAGCACAACUACAGCUCAGCCAAGCACCCAGAAGCCUUCGACUGUAAAGCCAACAGUUGGAAGCACAACUACAGCUCAGCCAAGCACCCAGAAGCCCUCGACUGCCAAGCCGACAGUUGGAAGUACCCCAACAGCUCAGCCUAGCACCCAGAAGCCUUCGACUGCCCAGCCAACAGUUGGAAGCACAUCAACAGCUCAGCCUAGCACCCAGAAGCCUUCGACUGCCAAGCCGACAGUUGGAAGUACCUCAACAGCUCAGCCUAGCACCCAGAAGCCUUCGACUGCCAAGCCGACAGUUGGAAGUACCUCAACAGCUCAGCCUAGCACCCAGAAGCCUUCGACUGCCAAGCCGACAGUUGGAAGUACCUCAACAGCUCAGCCUAGCACCCAGAAGACUUCGACUGCAAAGCCGACAGUUGGAAGUACCUCAACAGCUCAGCCUAGCACCCAGAAGCCUUCGACUGCCAAGCCAACUAUCGGAAGUACCUCAACAGCUCAGCCGAGCACCCAGAAGCCUUCGACUGCAAAGCCGACAGUUGGAAGUACCUCAACAGCUCAGCCUAGCACCCAGAAGCCUUCGACUGCCAAGCCAACUAUCGGAAGUACCUCAACAGCUCAGCCUAGCACCCAGAAGCCUUCGACUGCCAAGCCGACAGUUGGAAGUACCUCAACAGCUCAGCCGAGCACCCAGAAGCCUUCGACUGCAAAGCCGACAGUUGGAAGUACCUCAACAGCUCAGCCUAGCACCCAGAAGCCUUCGACUGCCAAGCCAACUAUCGGAAGUACCUCAACAGCUCAGCCUAGCACCCAGAAGCCUUCGACUGCCAAGCCGACAGUUGGAAGCACAACUACAGCUCAGCCAAGCACCCAGAAGCCUUCGACUGCCAAGCCGACAGUUGGAAGUACCUCAACAGCUCAGCCGAGCACCCAGAAGCCUUCGACUGCCAAGCCAACAGUUGGAAGCACAACAACAGCUCAGCCAAGCACCCAGAAGCCUUCGACUGUAAAGCCAACAGUUGGAAGCACAACAACAGCUCAGCCGAGCACCCAGAAGCCUUCGACUGCCAAGCCAACUAUCGGAAGUACCUCAACAGCUCAGCCUAGCACCCAGAAGCCUUCGACUGCCAAGCCAACAGUUGGAAGCACAACAACAGCUCAGCCAAGCACCCAGAAGCCUUCGACUGUAAAGCCAACAGUUGGAAGCACAACUACAGCUCAGCCGAGCACCCAGAAGCCUUCGACUGCCAAGCCAACUAUCGGAAGUACCUCAACAGCUCAGCCUAGCACCCAGAAGCCUUCGACUGCAAAGCCGACUGUUGGAAGCACAACUGUAGCUCAGCCAAGCACCCAGAAGCCUUCGACUGCCAAGCCGACAGUUGGAAGUACUUCAACAGCUCAGCCUAGCACCCAGAAGACUUCGACUGCAAAGCCGACAGUUGGAAGUACCUCAACAGCUCAGCCUAGCACCCAGAAGCCUUCGACUGCCAAGCCAACUGUCGGAAGUACCUCGACUGCCAAGCCAACAGUUGGAAGCACAACUACAGCUCAGCCAAGCACCCAGAAGCCUUCGACUGUAAAGCCAACAGUUGGAAGCACAACUACAGCUCAGCCGAGCACCCAGAAGCCUUCGACUGCCAAGCCAACUAUCGGAAGUACCUCAACAGCUCAGCCUAGCACCCAGAAGCCUUCGACUGCCAAGCCGACAGUUGGAAGCACAACUACAGCUCAGCCAAGCACCCAGAAGCCUUCGACUGCCAAGCCAACAGUGGGAAGUACCUCAACAAUUAAGCCAACGAGUGAAAAGCCAUCCUCCACCACGGCUAGUAAGCCAAGCAGUCCGACACCACCCACGCGAAGGCCAAGCAGGCCAAGCACCAUAUCUACUAGAUCGACCAGUCCAGAUUCGUCGACUAUAAAUCCAACUUUACCGAGCUCCACCACAAAUAGACCAAGCCGUAUGACACCACCCACGCGAAGACCAAGCAGACCAAGCACCAUAUCCACUAGAUCGACAAGUCACGAUUCUUCAACUACAAAGCCAACUUUACCGAGUUCCACCACAAAUAGACCAAGCCGUAGGACACCACCAACGCGAAGGCCAAGCACCAUAUCCACUAGAUCGACCAGUCCAGAUUCUUCGACUAUAAAUCCAACUUUACCGAGCUCCACCACAAAUAGACCAAGCCGUAGGACACCACCCACGCAAAGGCCAAGCAGACCAAGCACCAUAUCCACUAGAUCGACCAGUCCAGAUUCGUCGACUAUAAAUCCAACUUUACCGAGUACAUCCGAAUCCUUACCACCUUUUAAUAUUUUUUAGGUGUGUUUAGGAAAGCGAUUUUUGUACUCUACCAAGAUAGAUUCUAUGAGCUUUUUGACCGAAAGCAAAAUUAAAUUGAUAUAGAGCCCAUAUUAUUUUAACAUCAUCUGACAGCGUCAAUUCUUUGUAUGCUAUUAAACUUGUUUGAAAUUGUUA
Molecule: messenger RNA, 9389 nt
Organism: Drosophila mojavensis
Lineage: Eukaryota; Metazoa; Arthropoda; Insecta; Diptera; Drosophilidae
Product: mucin-2
Exons: 8
Coding region: 75-9233 (3052 amino acids)
Source: RefSeq, a predicted model, not a curated record